Molecule: messenger RNA, 1870 nt
Organism: Pomacea canaliculata
Lineage: Eukaryota; Metazoa; Mollusca; Gastropoda; Architaenioglossa; Ampullariidae
Exons: 6
Coding region: 476-910 (144 amino acids)
Source: RefSeq, a predicted model, not a curated record
UUGCUUUCGCCAGGAUGUACCAAGAUGUACACAAACGUUUUGUAAUCGCCACGUUACUGUUAUUGAGAAAGCAGACGACAAAUUUCGAGCAUGAUUCAAUAAGUUAAUUUCAUAGAUUUCAACUUUGAAGUUAAUUAGUAAUAGUACGCAAAUAAGAGAGAGAGUGUGUGGCUGCUUUGCCAAGACCUUCCCGCCUCUCUUGCACACUGGGGUUUUAAAUACACACAUUAUUAUGGCGAAGCAGCCGGCCUCAAGCUAUAGCUUCAGUACAACACGGCACAGUUUGGUGUGGUGGCAUUUGCAUACAGCUGUUUCAGUUGCAUCUUUUGUUCGCUUGUAUUUUUCGAAAAUGUCUAGUCAUUCUGGGUAAACCCAGAAGAGAAAAUCUAAACCCUCAGUUGGAACGAGGCAGCCGUGAUCAACUGAAGCAGCCUUCUCACCGUCACCUUUGGCGCGACUUGAGAAGCUUAUUGAAAUGCCGGAACACGAUCUCGAGAGUGGCACAGAGAGGACGAGUCUGGUUCGAGACCAAGUGAGAACGACCUGGAGGGAUUCAAGCUGCUGCGGAGCUUUGUGUUUCAUAAGUCUCCUGCUUGGCAUUGGUUUUGUCAUCACCAUGUUUUUGAUGGCAAGCGGAAUACCUGCUAUAAUCUUCCUUCGUUACGUACCGGAUCCAUACAAGUGGUUGAUGAUCAUCUUUGUGCCCCUGAUCGCACUUGUAUGGUUCUUUGCAGGCAAUAUCUGCGUGUACAUAAUUUACAACAAGUUCAAUAAGACGAACCGCACUGCUGAAAACUACUGUGACCCGGGCCUCUACUACUUCACCUUCGUUGCCAACGUUUUUGGAUACAUCGCCAUCAUACUUGGUUUAGUUUACGGGGUGGUUUAUCUCUGUCGGAAGAAUGAGUAGCAGGGCUAUAGCCCUUUCUAAGGGUAUUUUUUGGCGUUUGUUCUGAUUACGAUUUCUCGAAGAUUGAUUUACAAAUGGAGUAACAACAACAUCUAGUAAUUUUAGUAACAUUAUGUCAGUUGCAUAAUAUGUAGUAUUAAAGAGAAGAUAGUUCCUAAAAUUGUUCUUGUCAGGGAAUUUUCUAAACAGUGGACAUAGUUCCUUCUAUAAUCUAGAAAUUCUUGCCGUCAACAGAACGAAUUUGUACAGAAAAAAACAAUUUAUUCAUCUCUCGUUAGUCGGCUUUCGUGAGUUAUGGUCGAGUAGACAAAGGGAGGCUGCUCUGUUUUCACACACCUUCCCUUAGUGACCUCCCUUACUCUAUUGAUUAUUUUUUUUUAAAGAUAUACGUUAGAAAAUAAUUAUAGUUGAAUACUUAUUUUGGUAAUAAAGAGUUAAAUGUAUCGAUUUCUUGACAAAUUGUUUUUGUACACUAUUUCGUGUAAAAUUUAAUAUAAAAAGCGCUGUAAUGUUCGCCACGUUAUACAUAAUAAGCAACACACACAACACACUGGACGACUGAGGUACAUGCUUUGUAUAUAGCAUGUAGACAUGUUGAUCUGAGUUCAUUUCAUAGAUUUCAACUUCGAAGUUCCUUUGAUCGCAUUACACGUUUCCCUAUAUUCGUCUGACUUCCCUAAUGGGGCCCAUCAAAUGCCUACCGGUCUGGCAGACUGGGAAGGAUUUACCUCACUGUAUAGUGCUACACACCGCUGGCGUGAAGUUGCUCUCACCGACUGUUUAUACAAACACACACAUGGAGCCAGCGACGAAAGUAAUAACAGAGCUAACUUCAGAGCUAACACUGAGCAGCAUGGAGUUCGUGACAGCACAAGAAAUGAGUUCAUGACUCCAGUGAGAGUUGGAAUUUUACCAUAAAGGGUUCUGGUGUUACCCGAAAAAUGUCUCUUCGCCUAACAG